AUGGGGGACGUGGAGCAGGGCUUCUCGAGGGCAGCCGGGGGCUACGCUUCGACGAGUGGAGCGAUGGGAACGAGAGGAGAGACAGGUAGAGAUAGGGAUCCCCCGCCAGGGUACGACGGGUUAGAUCCAGAGACCACCUUUCGUCAGUACGAGAAGCAGGUGGCCUUGUGGGAGUACGAGACGGAGGUGGUUCGGGCGAAAAGAGGUGUGAAGCUCAUUCGGCAUCUCUCAGGUGUAGCUUUGACAGCUGUGGACCACCUCGAGAUCGAGCAGAUCACCGGUGAGGAAGGAGUCAAGAACAUCUUGACUGCUUUGAGGGAGUUCUUCAACCCACACCUGGAAGUCUCCCUUCCCCGUGCCUUCGAGGCCGCAGUUUAUGGUGCACCAAGAUCCACGAAGGAGACCUUUGGCGAGUUCACCAAGCGAAUGGAGAGGGCAUUCGUGAACCUGGCCAAGGAAGGAGUUGACCUACCAGACGGUGCACGCGGGUACAUCAUGUACCAGCAAGCCUCCCUGUCCGAGUCUCAGGAACAGCAGCUGUUGACAUGGGCGCAAGGCUGCUACAAUCGAAAAGAGAUCACGAUCGCACUCCGCAGGUUGGACAAAGUCAUUCGGGACAAAGGCAAGACUGGCUUCAUGACUGAAGAGGGCUAUGAGGCUGAGAUCCACAUGGGUGAGGCCUACUUGAAUGAAGAUUCCGGCUACCCGGAUGACGACGAUGAGAACUUUGUGUACAUGUUACAUCGCCGACAGCAGAUGCCGGCAUACAUGGAGCGCCCAGCGUUCUGCGGGAUCACCACCAAACCAGUUGAGGGGGUUGUUGACACGGGGUCCAAGUCAGCGGACAGCGUCGAGGACUACUACGCCGAGGUGAUCAUGAAUGGCGCCCCAUUGAAGUGGGCCCUAGAAGGAAGAGCGGCAGACAUCCGGAAGCAGCUUCAUGAAGCAAGGCCCCUUGAGCAUGAAGAUGGAGAGUCCGCCCCAAGUUCGAGGCUCUGCAAGUUCCGCCCCAAUGACUCCUGUGAGGAAUGGAGGACCCAUCAUGGAUCGAGUGCCUCCAAUGCCAAACACCCCGAUGAGAACUCAGGGAGCCAUCCAGGAGGGCUGGCCAUCACCAGCGGUCUCCGAGCAAAGCUUGCACGAGAUGAAGGAGAGCCUCCGGCAAGAAAUGGAUAUGAACAACCAGAUCAUCCUGCAGCAGCUCAAGAACGAGCAGGCGGCCUCCAUGAUCAGAUCUCGCAGGCGAGCUACACCCAGGUCAACCACCUGGUGGAGGAGAUGAGGAAGACCGCCAAUGCCAGCCGAGAACAAGAACUCCGGCCAGAGAAGCUGCUGCAGAUGCUGGUCCAAUUGCAGCAGGAACAACACCCAGGAGCCGGGUCACAGCAUUCACCUCCACGGCCACCGCAAUGGUUGUCCUCCUUCUUCACCACCAACAUCUCCGCCGGUUUCUGGCGUUUGCGCAACAUCAUCUUUGACGGCGAACCUGGUGGCAUCCUAGGACCUGGAGGUGCAGACAGUGGCUUCCUCACUGAAUCCAAGGAGGUCCAAAAGCCCCGAGGAAAGAGACCGACCAGGUGGGCAAGGAAGGCUCAGAGAGGGCAGAAUCCCUACUUCGUGGUGGACAAGGAGUACUACAUGUGGGACCAUGGCGAGUGGAAGAAGAAAAGUGUGGAAAUUGAAGAAGAUCACUUCAACGACCGGAGACUGAGCAGGGCCAACAAGAAGAAGCUGGCCAAGGCUAUGAGAGAAAGGAGGGAUGCAGUGCAGAUUGGGGAAGUCUAUGGUCCUGGACGCAUGAAGGAGGCAGCAAGUGAAUGGAAGUUGUCCAUGUCCACGUGCUAUGACCUCCUCACUGGAUGGGACCUGGCACAAGAAGAUCACAGAAAAGCUAUGUGGCAAGCUUUGAGAGAAGAGAAGCCCGACUUCCUGAUCAUCAGCCCACCGUGCACUGCCUUCAGCCAGCUGCAAGCGGUCAACUGGGGCCGGAUGAUGCCACAAAGAAGAGUGGCACUCCUGAAAGCUGGGCUGGAACAUCUCCAGCUAGCAGCUGCGGCGGUGAAGUGGCAACUCAACCGUGGAGGCCAUAUCCUGUUUGAACAACCAGCUGGCGCCAGCUCGUGGAAAGAACCAUGCAUCCAGGCAGUAGCACAGAGGCCAGAGGUCUACACCAUUGUGAACCAUCAGUGCCAAUUUGGGCUGAACGUCGAUGGUCUCGGGCCCAACAAGAAGCCAACCCGCUGGAUGUCCAGCUCACAUAAAGGUUCUGUCACGGCUCAACCGCCGAUGCGCCGGGGAACACACGCACACACCCUCCAGAACGGCAUGCCUGCCAAAGCAGCCAUUUAUCCACCACAACUGUGCCACGCCAUUGCUCAGGGCAUCGCUGAACAGACGCAGGCUCAGGAGCGCUAUGCCGCGGACGCUGAGGAAGAAGAAGAUGAGGAGGUAGAAGGACCUCCAAUAGAAGAACAGGAAGACCACGGCGCAGUGACAGAAGUGGAAAAGAAGGCACUCACGAAGGUGCACAAGGCCGUUGGUCAUCCGCAGAACCAGGAGUUUGUAAGGUUUCUGCGGGCAGCUCGAGUUCGCGGAGAUCUCAUCCGCUGGGUUGCUCAGGAGUUCAAACGCGACGUAUGCCAAGCAAAUCAGCGGAGGAAACACAAGCCGAUCCUGAACAUGGUGGACUGGGGCACGAAUUACCAAAUGUGCGAGAUGCUGCCGGGAAAGAAUCCAAAUGAAGUCUGGGCCGCGUACAGGAGCACAUGGGCAAGAACGUUCGGGCACCCAGAAGUGAUUAUCUGCGACAUGGGCAGGGAAUUCAUGGGUGAGUUCAUCUCCAAGGCAGCUUCCGAAGGCAUAGUGGUUCACCAGAUAGCCAGCAAAGCUCUGUGGCAACAAGGAAAGACAGAAAGGCAUGGUGGCCACAUGAAGGAGAUGAUCAACAAGGCCCGAAGUGAAAUGGUGAUCCAAACGGACGAAGAUUUGAAGCUCAUGCUCUCAGAAGUCGAGCAGAUGAAGAACCGGUAUUCCAACCGGAGUGGAUUUGCACCAGUGCAAAGGCAGGUCGGACAGUGGCCAAGACUGCCCACGGAGCUCACGUCAGACAAUGCGGUGGACCCUACGCUGCUGGACGGGGUGCUGACCGACGACAUUGAAAAGCUGCAUGAAGUCCGAAGGAUCGCUCGCAAAGCCUUCUGCGAAUACAAUGCGGACUCCACGAUCAAACGGGCACUCCGCUCACGCCCUCGAGUGUCGUGA
Molecule: messenger RNA, 3261 nt
Organism: Durusdinium trenchii
Lineage: Eukaryota; Dinophyceae; Suessiales; Symbiodiniaceae
Source: the annotation of a GenBank genome assembly